UCUCUUACGAGAGCUCAGACGCUCUGGCUAUCAAGUUGAGUUGAGGAGGUGUUCCGAGGAGACGAUAUGUCACCCUCACGGCCAUUUUAUAUAGUAACCUUCGUUAUCUCGCAUUCGGUUGUUCGAUUGUUGUUGUACCCAUGUACUGUAUUUUUAUUCGAUCACAAGAGAUUAUAACAGACGAAUUUCCAAGCUGAUCGAUGAUCGGCGGCCUCAUUGAUUUUUGCUUCUUCCCACCAUCAUGGAGGCCAACGAUGAGCUAGUUAGCAGUCUUCCUAUUCGAUUUUCCGACCGGCUUUCCUUGCAAAUCCAUCAGUUUCCUUUGCUUUCACGACCGCUCCAGCCUCCGCCCUCCGCUAUCGCUAGUGGAAAACGAAUCAAAGCUCGUAUAAAACCCUUAGUACAUCGGUUGGAAGUUCAUGUACCUGCUGAUACACGACCGGACGUCUGGAAUGGCGAUCGAGGACGGGACCUUGGUGUAGCACAGCUGGAAGAUGAUCGUGAAAAAAAUCAAGGACCGAAGGGCAAGGAAGAGGAAGAACCACGCCUGUCGGAAAUUCGUUUGCAGAGUGAACAGGUUCCUCAAAAUGGUGUGCAUAUGCUGGGAAUCGUUAGAGACGGCGAGCUCCAUCUUCAUCCAGUCUCUGAAACACAUCAGUUUAGACCUACGUUGACAUACUUGGACCUUCUCUCCCAAAAAAACCGCCGCCGCGGAGGACCGGGCUCUGACUCUGACUCUGACUCCGGACCACCGCCAGAUCCUGACGAUCCAACACCUGCUGCACCCGUCAAGAAAGAGAAAAAGACUUCAGGCGAAGCGAAGGAAGUGCAAGUAUCGGCAAGAAAGGCAGAUGAUAAGGGAGGAAUGCAGCCAUUCCAGGGUGGGCUUUCGACGGUCAGACGCGAGAUGUUGCAGGCUAUCAGGGCAGAGGAGGAUGAAACCUGGGAAGAUUUGCAGUACAAUGAUGUCGCAACCGAGGAUGCUGAGGACGCAUUUGAAGGCGUAUUCUCUCAAUGCGACGACGAUCUGGAAUGUCGUACCGAUGUAACAGCAUUUUUAAAAAUAUACGAGGGCUCUAAGCUGGACUCUAUCGUCCGUUGAGGCGUUGCCAUCGGCAGAGUGGCAAAGUGUAGGACUGACAGCUUCUAUCUAAGCUCAAUAUCUGUCAUCGUAAGUCUCCGUUGUGAUUGGGAAAGUCACAUCUAC
Desarmillaria tabescens is the source of this 1207-nucleotide messenger RNA. Its product is annotated as DNA-directed RNA polymerase III subunit Rpc5. The coding region runs from base 242 to 1102 and encodes 286 amino acids. NCBI's taxonomy places the organism in Eukaryota, Fungi, Basidiomycota, Agaricomycetes, Agaricales, Physalacriaceae. Gene Ontology annotation, cellular component: RNA polymerase III complex; nucleus. Gene Ontology annotation, biological process: tRNA transcription by RNA polymerase III. The record is from RefSeq and is a predicted model, not a curated record. The transcript is spliced from 3 exons.